Molecule: messenger RNA, 537 nt
Organism: Carya illinoinensis
Lineage: Eukaryota; Viridiplantae; Streptophyta; Magnoliopsida; Fagales; Juglandaceae
Exons: 2
Coding region: 1-537 (178 amino acids)
Source: RefSeq, a predicted model, not a curated record
AUGGAAAGGUUUAGGGAAGCAAUUGAUAAAUGUGAUCUUAGUGACUUGGGCUAUAGUGGCUCUAAGUUCACUUGGUGUAACAAAAGGGAGAGGGAAGAGUUUACAAAGAAGCAAUUGGAUAGUGCCCUUGGGAAUGGUUUCCUCUCAUUGCUAUGCAGCAACUGUGAAGUUCAUGUCCUACCUGUUCUUAAUUCUAACCAUUCCCCCUUAUUGGUUUCCUGUGACAAUGGUGAAGAUGAGGUCAGAAGAACUCAGAGAAUAUUUAGAUAUGGGUCAUACUGGUUUAGCAACCAGGAGUAUAAGAGAAAGAAUAUCAAGCUUAAGAGUGAUAUGAUCCAAGAGCUACAGAGACUAAACCAAUAUGAUUUUAAUGCUACAAUUAAGGAGCCGCAAGUUGAAGUGGAUGGUCUGCUGGCAGAUGAGGAGACAAAAUGGAGGCAAAGGUCUAAGCAACUAUUAACAAGGUUAUGCAAAAAUUUUGGUGGGGAAGUUGAGGUGACAGAACCAAAACUCAGUGGUUAUCUUGGAAACUAUUAA